Messenger RNA from Drosophila willistoni, 392 nucleotides. RefSeq names its product larval cuticle protein 65Ag1. The coding region runs from base 54 to 380 and encodes 108 amino acids. The record is from RefSeq and is a predicted model, not a curated record. Gene Ontology annotation, cellular component: chitin-based extracellular matrix. Gene Ontology annotation, molecular function: structural constituent of chitin-based larval cuticle. The transcript is spliced from 2 exons. Lineage: Eukaryota; Metazoa; Arthropoda; Insecta; Diptera; Drosophilidae.
UGCACAAGUUCAAGUCGUUAUCCAAAACAUCAAAUCCAAAUCAAUCCAUCACCAUGAAGUACACAAUUGCCAUCGUUUUCGCCUGUCUUUUGGCCGUCGUCUUGGCUGCUCCUGCUGACAAUACUGCCGAGAUUUUGCGUUUGGAAUCGGAUGUACAACCCGAAGGAUAUAAAUUUGCUUUGGAAACUAGCGACGGCAAGACCCAUCAGGAGGAAGGUCAAUUGAAGGACAUCGGUACCGAACACGAGGCAAUUGUCGUCCGUGGCUCAUACUCCUUUGUGGCCGAUGAUGGACAGACCUACACCGUCAACUAUGUUGCUGAUGAGAACGGUUUCCAACCUGAGGGUGCUCAUUUGCCCAAUGUGCCAAUUGCCAACUAAAGAAAACAAAAA